Molecule: messenger RNA, 1290 nt
Organism: Penicillium macrosclerotiorum
Lineage: Eukaryota; Fungi; Ascomycota; Eurotiomycetes; Eurotiales; Aspergillaceae
Product: aspartate aminotransferase
Exons: 5
Coding region: 1-1290 (429 amino acids)
Biological process (GO): L-aspartate catabolic process; biosynthetic process
Cellular component (GO): mitochondrion
Molecular function (GO): pyridoxal phosphate binding; L-aspartate:2-oxoglutarate transaminase activity
Source: RefSeq, a predicted model, not a curated record
AUGCUCUCCACUCUGCGUGUUGCCAGCCGGUCGGCUGCCGCCCGCGAGGCCAACAUGCGCACCGUCGUCAUCGGUGCUAGACAUGCCUCGGCCUGGUCCAACGUCCCCCAGGGCCCUCCUGAUGCUAUUCUCGGUAUCACCGAGGCCUUCAAGGCCGACUCCUUCAAGGAGAAGAUCAACCUGGGUGUUGGUGCUUACCGUGACGACAAGGGCAAGCCCUACGUCCUGCCCUCUGUCCGUGAAGCCGAGGACAAGGUCGUUGCGUCGCGCUUCGACAAGGAGUACGCCGGUAUCACCGGUGUCCCGGCCUUUACCAAGGCUGCUGCCGAGCUGGCCUACGGCGCCGACUCCUCCGCCCUGACCGAGGACCGCCUCGUCAUCACCCAGACCAUCUCCGGUACCGGUGCCCUGAGAAUCGGUGGUGCUUUCCUCCAGCGCUUCUAUCCCCACGCCAAGAAGGUCUACCUUCCCAACCCUAGCUGGGCCAACCACAACGCCGUCUUCAAGGACUCCGGCCUCGAGGUCGAGAAGUACCGCUACUACAACAAGGACACCAUCGGCCUGGACUUCGAGGGCCUGAUUGCCGAUAUCAAGGCUGCCCCCAACAACAGCAUCAUCCUGCUCCACGCCUGUGCUCACAACCCCACUGGUGUCGACCCUACUGAGGCCCAAUGGCGCCAGAUUAGCGAUGUCAUGAAGGAGAAGGGUCACUUCGCCUUCUUCGACAUGGCCUACCAGGGCUUUGCCAGCGGUAACGCUGACAAGGAUGCCUUCGCCCCUCGCCACUUCGUCAAGGAGGGCCACAACAUUGCUCUGUGCCAGAGCUUUGCCAAGAACAUGGGUCUCUACGGUGAGCGUGUCGGUGCUUUCUCCCUUGUUUGCGAGAACACCGAGGAGAAGAAGCGCGUUGAAUCGCAGAUCAAGAUUCUCAUCCGCCCCUUCUACUCCAACCCCCCCAUCCACGGUGCCCGCGUCGCCUCCACCAUCAUGAACGACCCCGCCCUGAACCAGCAAUGGCUCGGUGAGGUCAAGGGCAUGGCCGACCGCAUUAUUGAGAUGCGCUCCCUGCUGCGCAAGAACCUCGAGGAGCUCGGCAGCAAGCACGAUUGGUCCCACAUCACCAGCCAGAUCGGCAUGUUCGCCUACACUGGCCUGAAGCCCGAGCAGAUGGAUGCUCUUGCCAAGGAGCACUCCGUCUAUGCCACCAAGGAUGGCCGUAUCUCCGUCGCUGGUAUCACCACCGGCAACGUUAAGAGACUGGCUGAGUCCAUCUUCAAGGUUACCGGUUAA